AUGUCGCUGCCGCCGUACCUAUUGGGGCCCAACCCAUGGGCUACCAUGAUGGCGCAGCAACAGUUGGCGGCGGCGCAGCAAGCGGCUUUGCAAGCUCAUGCCGCCGCCGCCGCUGCAGCGCCCCCUGUGCCGCCGGCGCAGCCUCCAAAACCUCAUCACAUUCCGGAGGAGAAGAUCAAAGAAAAAGCUCAAAAAUGGCUACAACUGCAGUCAAAGCGUUUUGCCGAAAAACGAAAAUUCGGUUUUGUAGAUGCUCAGAAAGAAGAUAUGCCACCUGAGCACAUUAGGAAGAUUAUUAGGGACCAUGGAGACAUGACCAGUCGUAAAUAUCGACAUGAUAAACGAGUGUAUCUUGGUGCCUUGAAGUACAUGCCUCAUGCUGUCAUGAAACUCUUGGAGAACAUGCCUAUGCCAUGGGAACAGAUCAGAGAUGUCAAAGUCUUGUACCACAUUACUGGAGCUAUUACAUUCGUGAAUGAAAUCCCUUGGGUCAUAGAACCAGUAUACAUUGCUCAGUGGGGCACCAUGUGGAUUAUGAUGCGUAGAGAGAAACGCGAUCGACGACACUUCAAACGUAUGAGGUUCCCGCCAUUUGAUGAUGAAGAACCUCCAUUAGACUAUGCCGAUAAUAUUCUAGAUGUCGAGCCUUUAGAACCUAUUCAGAUUGAAUUAGACCCUGAAGAAGAUGGAGCAGUUGCAUCCUGGUUUUAUGACCAUAAACCACUGUUAGGAACAAGGCAUGUUAACGGAUCAACAUACAGAAAGUGGAAUUUGUCUCUUCCACAAAUGGCUACUUUAUACAGACUUGCCAAUCAAUUGUUGACAGAUUUGGUGGAUGAUAAUUAUUUUUAUCUUUUCGAUUCAAAGAGUUUUUUCACAGCCAAAGCCUUGAACAUGGCUAUACCUGGUGGACCAAAGUUUGAGCCUCUGGUAAAAGACAAUUCAGCAGGUGAUGAAGAUUGGAAUGAGUUCAAUGACAUCAACAAAAUUAUUAUCAGGCAGCCCAUCAGAACUGAAUACAGGAUUGCUUUUCCAUACUUAUACAAUAAUCUGCCUCAUUUUGUGCAGUUGUCUUGGUAUCACACACCAAAUGUGGUAUACAUCAAAACUGAAGAUCCAGAUCUACCAGCCUUCUACUUUGAUCCUCUUAUCAACCCAAUCUCUCACAGACAUUCCGUAAAGUCCUUAGAUCCUGUGCCUGAAGAAGAAGACUUUCUACUUCCUGAGGAAGUGUCACCAUUUUUACAAGAAACAGCUUUGUAUACUGACAAUACUGCUAAUGGCAUAGCUCUAUUGUGGGCUCCAAGGCCAUUUAAUAUGAGAUCAGGACGAACCCGUCGUGCUAUUGAUGUGCCCCUGGUAAAGACCUGGUACAAAGAACAUUGCCCACCUGGACAGCCCGUCAAAGUUCGCGUGUCCUACCAGAAGUUACUGAAAUACUAUGUGCUGAAUGCUUUGAAGCAUAGACCUCCCAAACCACAAAAGAAGAGAUACCUCUUCCGCUCAUUUAAAUCGACCAAAUUCUUCCAAACUACUACCCUGGAUUGGGUAGAAGCUGGUCUCCAAGUGUGCAGACAAGGGUACAAUAUGCUGAACCUACUCAUUCAUAGAAAGAAUCUGAAUUAUCUACAUUUGGAUUACAAUUUCAACUUAAAGCCUGUGAAAACUCUUACCACUAAGGAGAGAAAGAAAUCGAGAUUCGGAAAUGCAUUCCAUUUAUGUCGUGAAAUUCUUCGCUUGACCAAAUUAAUUGUGGACUCUCAUGUGCAAUAUCGUCUAAACAAUGUGGAUUCCUUCCAACUGGCUGAUGGUUUACAAUAUAUAUUUGCUCAUGUUGGUCAAUUAACUGGCAUGUACCGAUAUAAGUACAAACUGAUGCGGCAGAUAAGAAUGUGCAAGGAUUUGAAGCAUUUGAUCUACUACAGAUUCAAUACGGGUCCGGUGUCCAAAGGACCCGGGUGUGGAUUCUGGGCUCCUGGCUGGCGAGUGUGGCUGUUCUUCAUGCGCGGUAUCACACCUCUGCUGGAGCGAUGGCUGGGUAACCUGCUGUCUAGGCAGUUUGAGGGAAGGCACUCGAAAGGUGUAGCCAAGACAGUGACAAAGCAGCGUGUUGAGUCACAUUUCGACUUGGAGCUCCGAGCGUCCGUAAUGCACGACAUUGUGGACAUGAUGCCCGAAGGUAUCAAGCAGAACAAAGCCAGAACUAUCUUGCAGCAUCUAUCCGAAGCGUGGCGGUGUUGGAAAGCUAAUAUACCGUGGAAGGUCCCGGGACUGCCAACACCUAUAGAGAACAUGAUUCUCCGCUACGUGAAAAUGAAGGCAGACUGGUGGACUAACACCGCUCACUACAACAGGGAACGUAUACGUCGUGGCGCGACUGUGGACAAAACUGUAUGCAAGAAGAAUCUAGGAAGACUGACUAGAUUAUACUUGAAGGCCGAGCAGGAGAGACAGCAUAACUAUCUAAAGGAUGGUCCAUACAUUUCACCUGAAGAAGCCGUAGCAAUCUACACAACAACAGUCCAUUGGCUGGAGUCCCGGCGCUUUGCCCCCAUUCCUUUCCCGCCUCUUUCAUAUAAGCACGACACAAAACUUCUCAUAUUGGCUUUAGAACGACUGAAAGAAGCAUACAGUGUAAAAUCCAGAUUGAACCAAAGUCAAAGAGAGGAACUUGGUCUGAUAGAACAGGCAUAUGAUAAUCCUCAUGAAGCAUUGUCAAGAAUCAAGCGUCAUUUGCUAACACAGAGAACCUUUAGAGAGGUCGGAAUAGAAUUUAUGGACCUCUACUCCCACUUAGUCCCAGUGUACGACGUGGAGCCUCUAGAGAAGAUAACUGAUGCAUACCUCGACCAAUACCUCUGGUAUGAGGCAGACAAACGACGCUUGCUUCCUCCAUGGGUAAAACCGGCUGAUACCGAGCCCUCUCCGUUACUUGUGUAUAAGUGGUGUCAAGGUAUCAACAAUCUACAAGAUGUAUGGGAGGUUGGUGAAGGCGAAUGCAACGUGCUAUUAGAGUCCCGCUUCGAAAAGCUAUACGAAAAAAUCGAUUUGACCCUCCUCAAUCGUCUGCUACGUUUGAUUGUCGACCACAAUAUUGCCGAUUACAUGACGGCUAAGAAUAACGUCGUUAUUAAUUACAAAGACAUGAAUCACACAAACUCCUAUGGAAUUAUUCGAGGUCUUCAAUUCGCGUCGUUCAUAGUUCAAUACUAUGGCCUCGUCCUGGAUUUACUUGUCCUCGGCCUUCAAAGGGCCAGUGAAAUGGCAGGGCCUCCUCAGUUGCCGAACGAUUUCCUUUCAUAUCAGGACCGAGCCGCUGAGGGUGCUCACCCCAUCAGGCUGUAUUGCCGUUAUAUUGACAGGAUCCAUAUAUUCUUCAGGUUUACAGCAGAAGAGGCCAGAGACUUGAUUCAAAGAUACCUAACAGAGCACCCAGAUCCAAAUAAUGAAAAUAUUGUUGGUUACAAUAAUAAAAAAUGCUGGCCACGAGAUGCAAGGAUGAGAUUAAUGAAGCAUGAUGUUAAUUUGGGCCGUGCUGUAUUCUGGGAUAUAAAGAAUCGUCUACCGCGCUCAGUAACUACUAUUCAAUGGGAGAACAGCUUUGUAUCGGUCUACUCUAAAGACAACCCGAACUUAUUAUUUAAUAUGGCCGGAUUUGAAUGCAGGAUACUGCCUAAAUGCCGAAGUCAACAUGAAGAACUAUCCCAUCGUGACGGAGUUUGGAAUCUCCAGAACGAAGUAACUAAAGAGCGCACAGCUCAAUGCUACUUGCGCGUGGACGACGAGUCCCUGGCUCGCUUCCACAACCGUGUAAGACAGAUCCUCAUGGCGUCCGGGUCUACUACAUUUACCAAGAUUGUUAAUAAAUGGAAUACUGCACUAAUUGGUCUUAUGACGUACUUCCGUGAAGCAGUUGUCAAUACACAGGAACUGCUAGAUCUUCUCGUGAAGUGCGAGAACAAAAUCCAAACUCGUAUCAAGAUCGGCUUGAACUCUAAAAUGCCUUCCCGUUUCCCGCCCGUCGUGUUCUAUACACCGAAAGAGUUGGGCGGAUUGGGAAUGUUGUCUAUGGGACACGUGUUAAUUCCACAGUCCGAUCUGCGCUGGUCGAAACAAACGGAUGUUGGUAUCACUCACUUCAGAUCAGGAAUGUCGCACGACGAAGACCAGCUAAUCCCCAACUUGUACCGCUACAUCCAACCCUGGGAAGCUGAGUUUGUGGACUCGCAAAGAGUAUGGGCUGAGUAUGCCUUGAAGAGACAGGAGGCUAAUGCUCAAAAUAGGCGCUUAACCUUAGAAGACUUGGAAGAUUCGUGGGACAGAGGUAUUCCGAGAAUCAACACGUUGUUCCAAAAAGAUAGACACACGUUGGCCUACGACAAAGGAUGGCGUAUACGCACUGAGUUUAAGCAAUACCAGGUACUAAAGCAAAAUCCAUUCUGGUGGACUCAUCAACGUCAUGACGGUAAACUAUGGAAUCUUAAUAACUAUCGUACAGACAUGAUUCAAGCUCUUGGUGGUGUGGAGGGUAUCUUGGAACAUACACUCUUCAAAGGCACAUAUUUCCCCACAUGGGAGGGUCUGUUUUGGGAGAAGGCGUCGGGUUUCGAAGAGUCUAUGAAAUAUAAGAAAUUGACAAACGCGCAACGAUCUGGUUUGAAUCAAAUCCCCAAUCGUCGUUUCACAUUGUGGUGGUCGCCUACUAUCAACCGAGCUAACGUAUACGUCGGUUUCCAGGUGCAACUGGACUUAACGGGUAUAUUCAUGCACGGCAAAAUCCCAACACUGAAGAUUUCGCUCAUUCAAAUCUUCAGAGCUCACUUGUGGCAGAAGGUCCACGAGUCUAUUGUGAUGGACUUGUGUCAAGUAUUCGAUCAGGAACUGGACGCCCUCGAGAUAGAAACAGUACAAAAGGAAACUAUCCAUCCACGCAAAUCGUAUAAGAUGAACUCGUCUUGCGCCGACAUUUUACUGUUUUCGGCCUAUAAGUGGAAUGUUUCUCGCCCGUCUCUCCUUGCUGAUACAAAGGACACUAUGGACAAUACAACGACACAAAAGUACUGGCUCGAUAUACAACUGAGAUGGGGCGACUACGACUCGCACGACGUGGAGAGAUACGCGCGAGCCAAGUUCCUCGACUACACAACUGAUAAUAUGUCAAUAUACCCCUCGCCUACGGGCUUGCUUAUUGCUAUUGAUUUGGCAUACAAUCUGCACAGUGCAUAUGGUAACUGGUUCCCCGGUUGCAAACCACUCAUCCAACAAGCUAUGGCCAAGAUAAUGAAAGCGAAUCCAGCUCUAUACGUGUUACGUGAACGCAUCCGCAAAGCCCUACAGCUGUACUCGUCUGAGCCCACUGAGCCGUACCUAUCCAGCCAGAACUAUGGAGAACUGUUCUCUAACCAGAUUAUUUGGUUCGUAGACGACACAAACGUGUAUCGUGUAACAAUCCACAAGACGUUCGAGGGUAACUUGACCACAAAGCCUAUCAACGGCGCCAUCUUUAUUUUCAAUCCCCGCACAGGCCAACUCUUCCUCAAGAUCAUUCACACUAGCGUUUGGGCGGGACAGAAACGUCUCGGACAGCUCGCAAAAUGGAAGACUGCAGAAGAAGUAGCGGCGCUCAUUCGCUCACUGCCAGUAGAAGAACAGCCGAAACAAAUCAUUGUCACCAGGAAAGGAAUGUUGGACCCCCUUGAGGUCCACUUGCUAGAUUUCCCAAAUAUUGUAAUCAAGGGUUCGGAAUUACAACUACCAUUCCAAGCCUGUCUCAAAGUGGAGAAGUUUGGUGAUCUAAUCCUCAAGGCCACUGAACCUCAGAUGGUGCUGUUCAAUUUGUAUGACGACUGGUUGAAAACUAUAUCUUCAUAUACAGCAUUCAGUAGACUGAUCCUCAUAUUGCGCGCCCUUCACGUAAACACCGAAAGGACAAAGGUUCUCCUAAAACCAGAUAAAACAACACUAACAGAGCCUCAUCAUAUCUGGCCCACUCUCUCUGAUGAUGACUGGAUCAAGGUUGAAGUUCAACUCAAAGAUCUCAUAUUGGCUGAUUACGGCAAGAAGAACAAUGUGAACGUAGCGUCCUUGACUCAAUCCGAGAUCCGAGACAUCAUCCUCGGUAUGGAAAUAUCCGCGCCGUCAGCUCAAAGGCAACAGAUCGCUGAGAUCGAGAAGCAGAGCAAGGAACAGAGUCAACUAACGGCUACCACCACUCGCACCGUGAAUAAGCAUGGUGAUGAAAUCAUCACAUCUACUACAAGCAACUAUGAGUCGCAGACGUUUAGUUCUAAGACCGAAUGGCGGGUUCGUGCUAUUUCUGCGACCAACCUUCAUCUGCGUACGAACCACAUUUACGUCAGCUCUGACGACAUUAAAGAGAGUGGCUACACAUACAUUCUGCCCAAGAACCUGCUCAAGAAAUUUGUCACAAUUUCUGACCUGAGAGCACAGAUUGCGUGCUACCUCUACGGCACAUCACCACCGGACAACCCGCAAGUGCGUGAAGUGCACUGCGCAGUACUACCGCCACAGUGGGGCACUCACCAAGCCGUGCAUUUACCAAGGCAACUGCCCAAACACCCGGCUUUAGCUCAUCUACAGCCGCUUGGAUGGAUGCACACUCAGCCUAAUGAGCUACCACAAUUAUCUCCACAGGAUAUAACAACACACGCAAAAAUAAUGGCUGAAAACCCAACAUGGGAUGGAGAGAAAACUAUUGUCAUUACCUGUUCCUUCACUCCCGGUUCCUGUUCUCUCACUGCAUACAAACUAACACCUAGUGGAUAUGAAUGGGGCGCGAAAAAUACAGACAGAGGGAAUAAUCCCAAGGGAUACCUCCCAAGCCAUUAUGAGAGGGUACAGAUGCUGCUGUCUGAUAGGUUCUUGGGUUACUUCAUGGUACCGUCUCAAGGAAGCUGGAAUUACAACUUUAUGGGUGUUCGUCACGAUCCAAACAUGAAGUAUGGCGUACAACUAGGCAAUCCACGCGAGUUCUACCACGAAGUUCACAGACCAGCUCACUUCAUGAACUUCGCCGCAAUGGAAGACGCCACCGCGCCAACCCUAGCCGCAGAUCGGGAAGAUCACUUUGCU
Messenger RNA from Brenthis ino (lesser marbled fritillary), 7092 nucleotides. Lineage: Eukaryota; Metazoa; Arthropoda; Insecta; Lepidoptera; Nymphalidae. The record is from the annotation of a GenBank genome assembly.